AUGCGCUUCACCUCCCCUCUCCUCGUCGGCGCCGCGCUGGCAGCCCAGCUCCACCUCGCCCUCGCCGCGACCAACCACUGCAAGCUCGAGGGUGCAAGCAUCGGCUCCUUCGACCUCUCGCCGCUGCGCAACAAGAAGCACGACUACACGGCGACCAACCCUGACGGCGGUGCCGUCAGCCUCAACUUCUGCGGGCCCGUCUCGUCGGACGAGUCUCCUGCCGAGGCUGCGCAGAACUACGGCGCGUACAUCGAGGACUCGCGCGGCGGCAUCUCGCUCGGCGAGUCGUCGAACAAGCUGUCGUACCACAACGGCCAGCUGUCGGUCACGUACAAGAACGGAGCCGAGUGCCCCAACUCGAACUCGCGCCGCUCGAGCCUCAUCUACCUUCAGUGCGACACGUCGUGGACGUCCGACAACAAGGUCACCCUCAUCGACUCGCUCGACGACUGCGUCUACUUCUUCACGAUGAAGACGCCGUACGCCUGCCCGACGUCCGGGGGCUUCUUCAGCGCCAUCUGGGGCGUCUUCGUCUUCAUGUUCUGGCUCUCGAUCGUCAUCGGCGGCGCCUUCUUCCUGUACCAGCGCUUCCUCGGCGGUAACCGCGGUGGCCGCACCCUCGGCGGCGGCGAGUCGGGCGGCGUCGGCGGCGCGGUCGGCUUCGCCAAGGACAUGCUCGUGGUCGGCGGCAUCUGGGUCAUCGACACGGCGCAGAACGCGUACCACGCCCUCGCCUCGCGCCGCGACGCUCGCUCGCAGGCCUACCAGUACGCCUACGAGCCCGCACCCGCCGCCGCCCGUCCCGCCUCGUCGCAGCCCGACUACUCGUCCUCGGCGUGGAAGGCCCCGACUGGCGGCGCGGCCGGCGCGCCGCCGCCGCCGCCGCCGGCCAAGAGCAGCUCGCCGCAGCCCGGGCAGCACAACCCGCUCGCCGGCGGCGGGAGCCUCCUCGAGGACGACGAGGACGACGACGAGGACGCGCUCGCGAUGCCGGGCACGCAGGGCAAAGGCGCGCAGCUCGUCUGA
Rhodotorula graminis WP1 is the source of this 1026-nucleotide messenger RNA. RefSeq lists its product as uncharacterized. The coding region runs from base 1 to 1026 and encodes 341 amino acids. Gene Ontology annotation, biological process: vacuolar transport. Lineage: Eukaryota; Fungi; Basidiomycota; Microbotryomycetes; Sporidiobolales; Sporidiobolaceae. The record is from RefSeq and is a predicted model, not a curated record. The transcript has 7 exons.